AUGGCAACUCAACAGUUAGCAUCAUGGGCAACGUCAUUGAAGUACUCCUCUCUCCCAGAAACGGCCACUACAGCAGCAUCCCGCAGCUUCUACAACUGGUUGGGCUGUGCGCUAGGAGGAUCACGACAUAAAACCACAACGAGAGCGUUCCAAGCACUCAGGCCAUUUUUUGGACCCGCGACUUCUACCGUCCUCGGGCAUGAGAGCAAGGCAAAAGCAGAUGCAUCCCAUGCUGCUUUGAUCAAUGGUAUCGCCUCGCAUGUCCAUGACUAUGACGACACGCAUUUGGAGACAAUUAUCCAUCCGACAGGACCCGUGGCGAGUGCCCUGCUCGCGCAGGCCGAGGCGCUUGAUCGAGAUGUUGGUGGAGAGGAAUUCAUCCUCGCACUGAUCGUUGGCAUCGAGGCGGAAUGUAAAGUUGGACUGGCAGUCUGGCCGAAGCAUUAUGAUAUUGGCUGGCAUAUCACAAGCACGACCGGAUCAAUCGGGGCGGCUGUUGCUGUUGGCAAACUCAUGGACCUGACAUCUGAGCAGAUGGCACACGCCAUCGGCAUCGCAGCUACACAAGUGACGGGGCUACGGGAAAUGUUUGGCUCCGACACAAAGUCAUUCCAUGUCGGACGUUCAGCGCAGAAUGGACUCAUGGCAGCCGUUCUCGCCUCAAACGGUUACACCAGUUCCCUACAGGCUCUCGAAGCCAAACGAGGCUGGGCCAAUGUCGUAAGCGUAUCCAACGACCUCGAUGCGCAGAUAGCCUCACUCGGGAAAGUCUGGGAGACCGAGAAGAAUUCCUUCAAGCCGUUCCCGUGCGGCAUUGUCGUCCAUCCCAUCAUCGACGGGUGUAUUCAACUCCACCGCGAACUAAAGGCAAAGGAUCUAUCGACAGCGAGAUUGAAAAGCGCACACGCUAGAGUCCAUCCCUUGGUAUUGGAGUUGACGGGCAAGAAGACACCAAAGGACGGUCUCCAAGCAAAAUUCAGCGUCUAUCACGGCGGAGCCGUAGGUCUGGUGCUGGGCAAAGCAGGACCAGCGGAAUACGAGGACCGUGUGGUCACCAGUGAAGAAAUCAUUACCGUUCGGGAUAAGAUCACUGCCACGGCGGAUGAGACGCUGGGUGCUGAUGAGGCUGAGAUCGUGCUGGAGUUUGAGGGUGGUGCGGAAUUGAAGAAGCAUGUCUCACAUGCUGUGGGCAGUCUGGAGGUGCCGAUGACAGACACGCAAUUGCAGGAGAAAUUCGUGGAUCAGGUUGCUUUGGUCCUUGGUGGCAAUGGUGCUAAGCAGGCGAGCAGUGUUGUGGAGAGUUUGAAGGGUGUGGCGUCUAUACGCGACCUGGUGGCUAGGAUUCUCGGUUCUCCUUGA
This is a messenger RNA of Exophiala bonariae, 1359 nucleotides long. RefSeq lists its product as uncharacterized. The transcript has 2 exons. The coding region runs from base 1 to 1359 and encodes 452 amino acids. NCBI's taxonomy places the organism in Eukaryota, Fungi, Ascomycota, Eurotiomycetes, Chaetothyriales, Herpotrichiellaceae. Gene Ontology annotation, molecular function: lyase activity. The record is from RefSeq and is a predicted model, not a curated record.